AGCAGCACCGCUCUGCCCGCAGCGCCCGGCCGGGAGCGCAGGUGGCGGCCAAAGGCCGGGCCCCGCAGGUCGAACAUUAUAGUCUUCUGUGUUCGGCCCGACGGUAGUUUGGGGUACGGCGAGGGAAGGAAAGAAGGAGGGUCGGCCGGAGCUUCUCGUGUCACCCCCCUGCGCUCCGAGCAGUGGCUGCGCCCAGCCCCGUGACAGGGCGGCUGCGGGCCGCGGUCAUUGCCGCUGCCGCGGGGGGGAGGAGGGCAUCGAGAGCCUCGUUGGCGGUCCGCCCGCGUCCGGCCGGCAGCUGCGUCCUCGCCCCGAUCCGUCUCUAUCCUCGUCCCGCUCCUCGCCGCUCUUUGGCGGCGGUUGAGCAGCGGGGAGCUGCCCGCCCUCCUCCUCAGCCCCCCCCGCGGCCCGGUGGGAUGGUACGGGCCGGCGGUCAGCGUGUGUCAGCUGCCCGCAGCCACGGGACGGGCCGGGGCGGGGAGCCCGGAGCCGCGGUGAGCGGGAAGGGGAGCGGAGCUGGGGGAGACCCUGACGGAUGUGCUGAGCUCUCGCUAUGAAUGCUAUUGUUGCCCUCUGCCAUUUCUGUGAGCUCCACGGUCCCCGCACCCUCUUUUGCACUGAGGUUCUACAUUCACCGCUCCCUCAAGGUGCAGGCAGCGGGGACAUCUCUGGGCAGAAUGAGCAAGCGGAAGAGGAGGAAGGAGGCAUCCAGAUGAGCAGCAGGAUCCGCUCACACAGCCCAGCUGAAGGUGCCAGUGCUGACUCCAGCAGUCCAGGGCCAAAGAAGUCAGACAUGUGUGAGGGUUGCCGCUCUCUUGCAGGAGGACAUCCUGGAUUUGUCAGCCAUGACAAGGAGACUUCGAUCAAGUAUGUCAGUCACCAACACCCCAACCAUCCCCAGCUGUUCAGCAUUGUGCGUCAGGCCUGCGUUCGCAGUCUGAGUUGUGAGGUCUGCCCAGGACGUGAAGGGCCUAUAUUUUUUGGAGAUGAACAGCAUGGUUUUGUGUUCAGCCACACCUUCUUUAUCAAAGACAGCCUGGCCCGAGGUUUCCAGCGCUGGUACAGCAUCAUCACUAUCAUGAUGGACCGGAUUUACCUCAUCAACUCAUGGCCUUUCUUGUUGGGAAAAAUCAGAGGCAUCAUCGAUGAGCUUCAGGGCAAAGCACUUAAGGUGUUUGAAGCAGAGCAGUUUGGGUGCCCUCAGCGUGCCCAGCGGAUGAACACAGCAUUCACCCCCUUCCUGCACCAGCGCAAUGGCAACGCAGCCCGCUCCUUAACAUCACUGACCAACGAUGAGAACCUGUGGGCAUGUUUACACACUUCCUUUGCUUGGCUUCUGAAAGCUUGUGGCAGCCGACUUACAGAAAAACUUCUGGAGGGAGCUCCAACUGAAGACACCCUUGUUCAGAUGGAAAAACUUGCAGACCUCCAAGAAGAGUCAGAAGGCUGGGAUGGCUCUGAGGAAGAAGAGAAGCCUUCUUCCCAGCCAGAUGUUGCAGAAGGGCAGGAGCUUUCUAAAUGCUCUCCUGAAACAUCCCUGAUGCCAGAUUGCAACAGAUGGAAUGUAGCUCACAGAAGGUUGUCUGUCUUCCGCUCUCUCAGGCAUAUGAGACAGGUUCUUGGGGCAUCAGCAUUCCGCAUGCUGGCUUGGCAUGUUCUGAUGGGGAACCAGGUCAUCUGGAAAGCUCGAGACAUGGAUCUUGUCCAGUCUGCUUUUGAUGUGCUACGGACCAUGCUGCCUGUUGGUUGUGUGCGGAUCAUCCCCUACAGUGACCAGUAUGAAGAGGCAUAUCGGUGUAACUUCUUAGGGCUUAGCCCACAUGUCCAAAUCCCAUCCCACAUAUUGUCAUCUGAGUUUGCAGUCCUCGUGGAAGUUCGCGCUGCUACCCGGUCCACUCUCUACCCAACUCUGCUCGAAGAUGAGCAGUCCCUCAACAAGUAUGAGUUUGUUGUCACCAGUGGCAGUCCUGUUGCAGCAGAUCGAGUUGGUCCUACAAUCUUGAACAAGAUCGAAGCUGCUCUGACCAACCAGAACCUUUCUGUAGAUGUUGUGGAUCAGUGCCUUGUUUGCCUGAAAGAGGAGUGGAUGAAUAAAGUGAAGGUCCUCUUUAAAUUCACCAAAGUGGACAGCAGACCCAAGGAAGAUACCCAAAAACUGUUGAGCAUUCUGGGAGCUGCAGAGGAAGACAAUGUCAAGCUUCUGAAGUUCUGGAUGACUGGCUUGAGCAAGACAUACAAGUCCCACCUGAUGUCAACAGUUCGCAGCCCGACAUCGUCGGAGUCUCGGAACUAAAGGGUGCCCAACCUCACUUGCUGCCUUCAGAUAAUUGCAGGGAACCCCAAGUUACCACUGCUGAGCCUGCAGCAUGUGCAUUAGGAGGAUAGUGAAACCUCAUCACUAUUCUAAUGGUCCUCAAACUAACUUGAAGAGUCACUUGAGUCUUUUCUAAUUGCUGUGAGACUGGACUAAUAAGUGCUAAUAAACACUGCUGCUGUCUGUCCUGAAACUCUACAUCUAGACCUGCACGCUCAAGACUAAAAUACAGCAACACUCAAAGAAUCAGCGUGAAGUAAUUAAAAUCCCGUGCUGUCAUCCUAAAGCAUUAUGGUGCUUAAUCAGUUUUAGAUUUCAUUGGCAAGACUCAGAGACCUGUGACAGCAUCCAGAACUCCUGGAAUGGAUGUAGCUAACCUCUGUGAAUCUCACAUACAGCUCCUAAAUGUCUGAGAGACCAAGAACCAAAAAAUAAGUGAUGUCACAGGGUAUGGAUCACGUGUAAAUUAUUUAAAACCACUCAGAUUUAUGAAGAGACUAUUUUCUGCUGUAGCAAAAGUCAGGAGUAUCCUGUUGGAGUCACGUCACUCCGCUUCUAUUUAUUUAUGUCUUGACUUGAGACAGUUUCAGCAUUUGCUUUGGAAAUCCUGUCUGGGAGGGAGAAUUGUAAUACAACAAACUCAAAAUGCAGUCUGCUCGGCCCUCCAGAGGGUACAAUACCUUGUUUUGCCUGUGUUGCAAAACUUCCAAAUAAUGAAGAUUACCUCUCCAGGGUAAGGUCUCUGGUGUGUUCUUUUGUCUUCAGAAAUAGUUUUCUAGCUACCUAAUUAAGUUAAGCAGAUCCAACCUGUAGGUGCUCCCUUCUUAUAUAACUCUAUAGUAGCCAUUUUGAAUGCUUAAUAGUUCAAGACAAUGUUGGUGCAGUUUUUAUAUGACCUAAACAGACAUUCCUUAACUGCAUUGUAAGGAAUCACUGUUUCUGUUGUGAAGUCAUGGCAUUUUUGUCCUGGAUCAUUCUUGGGAAAACUUGACAUUACCACAGAUGUUUGUAUUGAUCUGGAGGCAGGUUUGACCCAGGUGACCUACUGCUCUCAUUCAGACAAGAAUGGAGCUCAGAGCUGGUGUUCCAACUCAGAACCAGUUCUGUUCUGUAUAAAAUACGCAGGUUGCUUUUGUCUGGAACAUCUGUAAAAUGGAGACAGACAUUAAAUCUCAUUAAGAGCUAUUUUUGUAAAAUGGA
Phasianus colchicus (ring-necked pheasant) is the source of this 3514-nucleotide messenger RNA. RefSeq names its product folliculin (gene FLCN). Gene Ontology annotation, molecular function: GTPase activator activity. The record is from RefSeq and is a predicted model, not a curated record. Gene Ontology annotation, biological process: negative regulation of transcription by RNA polymerase II; positive regulation of TORC1 signaling; positive regulation of transforming growth factor beta receptor signaling pathway. Lineage: Eukaryota; Metazoa; Chordata; Aves; Galliformes; Phasianidae. Gene Ontology annotation, cellular component: cytosol.